AUGUAUCUCCGGGCAGUCCAUACGGAGGCAGAUAUUCUCGUGCUACAACGACUGAUCCGGGAGAACCCCCUAGGCAUUGUAACGACGGCCAUCAGAUCACCACAGCACCCGCUCAUCCAGUCGAGCCAUAUCCCUUUUAUAUUAGAUGUGCCCGAGACCGCAGAUGGAACAUUGUCAAAUGGAAUACUGCGGGGUCAUAUCGCAAAGCAAAAUCCGCAAGCAAAGGUGUUGAUGGAGGCGUUAGCAGCUAGAAACGAGCAGGGUCACGAUACACUUGAGCUCUUGGAUGAAGUCUUGGUUCUCUUCAAUGGACCACACCACCACUAUGUCACCCCUAAAUUCUAUGUUGAAACCAAACCAGACUCCGGGAAGGUGGUUCCAACCUGGAACUAUUCUGCUGUAGAGGUGUACGGCAAGGUCAGCGUCUACUGCAAUUCCCAGUCGGACGAGACGAGUGCCUUCUUACAGAAGCAAAUUGGAGACCUAGUUCAGCACUCGGAGUCGAUAAUCAUGGGCUAUACUGGAGGGGAGAAGCCGUCGCCGUGGGAAGUGUCGGACGCGCCGGCUCCCUAUGUUGGGAUUUUGAAGAAGAAUAUCAUCGGAAUCGAGAUCAGGAUCGAUCGUUUAGGGGGCAAGUUUAAGAUGAGUCAGGAGCUGAGCAAGGGAGAUCGGGAGGGCGUCAUCAACGGCUUUGAGAAUUUAGGAACGGAGGUUGGCGAGGGGAUCGCAGAGAUGGUUGGAGAAUGCGGCCGGUUGAAAGACUCUCAUAAACGGGAAUGA
Molecule: messenger RNA, 780 nt
Organism: Venustampulla echinocandica
Lineage: Eukaryota; Fungi; Ascomycota; Leotiomycetes; Helotiales; Pleuroascaceae
Exons: 1
Coding region: 1-780 (259 amino acids)
Source: RefSeq, a predicted model, not a curated record